Messenger RNA from Ochotona princeps (American pika), 2999 nucleotides. RefSeq names its product complement C1s (gene C1S). Gene Ontology annotation, molecular function: calcium ion binding; serine-type endopeptidase activity. NCBI's taxonomy places the organism in Eukaryota, Metazoa, Chordata, Mammalia, Lagomorpha, Ochotonidae. Gene Ontology annotation, cellular component: extracellular region. Bases 418 to 2493 code for a protein of 691 amino acids. The transcript has 12 exons. Gene Ontology annotation, biological process: complement activation; proteolysis. The record is from RefSeq and is a predicted model, not a curated record.
CACUCGGGCGGAGGCGGUAGUUCUCAUUUCAAAAGCAGAGGGAGCUCCAGGAUCAAGGCUGAGCUGCCCGCCGUCUGUCGUGGUCUCCCAGCCCCCCUCUUUGUUUGGAUCAGGGAAUUCUGGACAUACACCCUGGGGCAGGGACCCAGGACAGGGAAGUGCCUACAGAGGGAGCGGGAAGGCUGGAGCUGCCAUCCUAGGGAACCGCGGCCGUCCAGCAUGCCUGCUGCUCGGACGAGGACCCCCUCACCUGCUCCCACCAGCGUCUGAAGGAAGGUGACACUGAAUCCUAGGUGACUCCUGGCCAUCAAAGCAGACGCCUAAAUUCGUCAGACAUCGCCAUUCAGGCCCACCACUCUCAACGCCAAGGUCCAGAAGUGCCAAGGGCUGGGACCAGGAGACGCGCAGCUCAUCAGGAUGGGCCAACCUCCAGUGAUGUGGUGUGUUGUCCUGUUUUCCAUUUUGGCAUGUGUUUAUGCUGGGCCUACUAUGUAUGGGGAGAUACUGUCCCCUAACUAUCCUCAGGCCUAUCCCAAUGAGGUCGAAGAGUCUUGGGAUAUAGAAGUCCCCGAAGGGUAUGGAAUCCACCUCUACUUCACCCAUCUGGACAUUGAGCUCUCUGAGAACUGCGAAUAUGACUCUGUGCAGAUAAUGUCAGGAAACAAUGAAGAAGGGAAGCUGUGUGGACAGAGGACCAGCAAGAACCCAAGUUCCCCAGUUGUGGAAGAGUUCAAAGUGCCCUACAAUAAGCUCCAAGUGAUCUUUAGGUCAGACUUUUCCAAUGAAGAACGUUUUACUGGGUUUGCCGCCUACUACGUUGCUGUAGACAUCAAUGAGUGUACAGAGUUUGCAGAUGUCCCUUGCAGCCACUUCUGCAACAACUACAUUGGUGGUUACUUCUGCUCCUGCCCUCCGGAUUACUUCCUCCACGAUGACAGGAGGAACUGUGGAGUCAAUUGCAGUGGGAACAUAUUCACCACACUGAUUGGGGAGAUUGCAAGUCCCAAUUAUCCCAAGCCAUACCCAGAGAACUCCAGGUGUGACUACCAGAUCCUGCUGGAGGAGGGGUUCCAAGUGGUGGUAACCAUUCGGAGAGAAGACUUUGACGUGGAACCAGCUGACACAGCGGGGAACUGCCGUGACAGUUUGGUUUUUGUUGGAAAAGAUCAGCAGUUUGGUCCUUACUGUGGCAACGGAUUCCCUGGGCCACUGAGUAUUGAGACCAAAAGUAAUACUCUGGAGAUCAUCUUUCAAACUGACCUAACAGAAGAACACAAGGGCUGGAAACUUCGUUAUUAUGGAGAUCCAAUCCCCUGUCCGAAAGAAGUCACUGCUCAUUCUGUUUGGGAACCUGAGAAGGCAAAAUAUGUGUUUAAAGAUGUGGUGAAGAUCACCUGUGCGGAGGGGUACGAAGUUGUGGAGAACAAUGUUGGCUCAACGUCUUUCUAUUCUGUUUGUCAAAGCAAUGGGAAGUGGAGUAACUCCAAACUGAGAUGCCAACCUGUGGACUGUGGUGCUCCCGAAACUAUCCGGAACGGCAAAGUUGAAGACCCAGGAAGUACCUUAUUUGGUUCUGUCACUCGCUACACCUGUGAGGAGCCCUAUUAUUUCAUGGAAAGUGAAGGCGGGGGGGAGUAUCGCUGUGCUAGUAACGGGAGCUGGGUGAACGAGGUGCUGGGCGCAGAGCUGCCUGCAUGUGUUCCAGUCUGUGGUGUUCCCAGUGAGCCUUUUGUCAUGAAGCAGAGGAUAGUCGGAGGAUCCGAUGCAGACAUUCAGAACUUCCCCUGGCAAGUCUACUUUCAGUACCCCUGGGCUGGUGGGGCGCUCAUCGAUGAGCACUGGGUGCUGACGGCCGCUCACGUCGUGGAGGGCAAUGAUGCUCCGACCAUGUACGUUGGCUCCACAUCCGUGCAGAGCUCCCGACUGAAAAAUGCACAGAUGCUCACGGCUGAACGCGUGAUUAUUCACCCGGGCUGGGAACCUCGGGACCCUUCAAAGGAACGAAAGAAUUUUAACAAUGAUAUUGCCCUGGUGCAGCUGAAAGAUCCAGUGAAAAUGGGACCCACCGUCUCCCCCAUCUGCCUGCCUGGCACCUCCUCAGAGUAUAAUCCCUCAGAGGGAGACCUGGGCUUGGUCUCAGGCUGGGGCAGAACGGAGAGGAGAGAUCGUGCUAUCAAACUCAAAGCCGCAAAGCUGCCCAUCACCUCCCUGCAGCACUGCCAACAGAUGCGAGAUUCCCGUGUGGACAUCAGUAGCUUCACUUUCACUGAGAACAUGAUCUGCGCUGGAGGCAUCAUGGGUGUUGAUAGCUGUGAAGGGGACAGCGGUGGGGCCUUUGCUGUGCAAGACUCCACCAUGGAGAGCCCUAAAUUCUACGUGGCUGGUCUGGUGUCCUGGGGUGCCACCUGUGGGAAAUAUGGCUUGUACACCAAAGUGAAGAACUACGUUGACUGGAUCACUAAUACGAUGCGGGAAUAUGGUAUUCCUAGUUAAAACUCAGCAGCCGUGCACCCUCAGCCUCUCGCAGGACUGUGGCAGACAUAGGGCUCCCAGAUCUUCACAAUGUCACUUCCAGGAUCUCACCAGGACUAAAUUUCACCCCUGAUUUCCCGGGGACUUGACAUGGAGUAUGACUUAUGCACGUCAUAAUUGUCAAGAUGUCCAAGCUUGAUCACAGAAUCAUGUUGGGCUUGGAGUGGUGUUCUCAGUCUGUGAGGUCCUCUCCCCUAUAACAUGGUAUAGGUAGCCACGUGCGUGGGGCACUCCUGCCUUACACUGCUUUGUAGGAGUACCUUCAUUUGUUUCCUUUGUGCCUGUUUAAAAUCCCCUGGACUGUAUCAUUUUCAAUGUUCAUUAUCCACUUACAAUCAUGCAUGUGUCCUAGCCAAUCCAGUUGGACACACCUUACUCCACAUCAAAUCCUGAGGACUGGGUCUGGGAAGAGAAGGCUGCGGUGCCCCUGGAUUGGGGCAUUUGGGGAAUAGUAGGUAGUAGUUAUG